Molecule: messenger RNA, 4145 nt
Organism: Megalobrama amblycephala (Wuchang bream)
Lineage: Eukaryota; Metazoa; Chordata; Actinopteri; Cypriniformes; Xenocyprididae
Gene: mid1
Product: midline 1
Exons: 10
Coding region: 288-2309 (673 amino acids)
Molecular function (GO): zinc ion binding; protein binding
Source: RefSeq, a predicted model, not a curated record
GAACCGAUUCGCGGAAAUGGGUCGGACUUCCCUCUGUAGCGUGUGUAUGUGUGUGAGAGAGUGUGUGUGUGUGAGUUCACCGUUGCGCACUGGCCGUGACUUUGGAUUAAGCGUGAACCAUCUGGAACUGCUGCUCUGGCACUAGAGCUUUUCUCCGCGUAAAACACGCUUUCUGAAAUCUGUACAGAAGUUCUGGAAAUGGCUGUGAAGCGAGAAGCGACGCGAAAUCCAUCGACGGCUAAACGGCUUCCCUGGGUUUCGCUGACGUCACCAUCGCUUCACUGAAGAUGGACACACUGGAGUCGGAGUUGACUUGCCCAAUCUGUCUGGAGCUUUUCGAGGAUCCUCUGCUGCUGCCCUGCGCCCACAGCCUGUGCUUCAACUGCGCCCACCGCAUCCUGGUGUCCCACUGCAGCUCAUUCGACGAGUCCAGCAAACCGUACUCCGCCUUCCAGUGUCCCACCUGUCGCUAUGUCAUCACCCUCGACCAGCAGGGUCUAGACGGCCUCAAGCGCAACGUCACUCUGCAGAACAUCAUCGACCGCUUCCAGAAGGCCUCUCUGAGCGGGCCCAACUCGCCGACCGAGACCCGGCGCUGCCAGUUCCCUCCGGCCGUGGAUGACGGCAGGGCCAUGAGUUCACCGUGCGAGGCGGUGCAGUGCCAGUUCUGCGAGCAGGACCCGCCGCAGGAGGCGGUGAAGACCUGCGUCACCUGCGAGGUUUCCUACUGCCAGGAAUGCCUGCGUGCGACUCACCCCAACAAGAAGCCCUUCACCGGACACCGGCUGACGGAGCCCGUGCCGGACGCGCGUCUCCGAGGACUGGCCUGUCCCGAGCACGGAGAGGAGAAGGUCAACAUGUACUGCGUGACGGACGAGCAGCUGAUCUGCUCUCUGUGCAAGCUGGUGGGGCAUCACCGCGAACACCAGGUGGCGGCGCUGGGGGAGCGAUUCGACAAGCUGAAGCAAAUGUUGGAUUCCAACCUCAGCAAUUUGAUCAAGAGGAACAGCGAGCUGGAAAACCUCAUGGGGAAGUUGAUCCAGACGUGCCAACAUGUGGAGCACAACGCGGCUCAUCAGGAGAGCAAACUGACGGAAGAGUGUGACACGCUGAUCAACAUCGUACAGCAGAGGAGACAAAUCAUCGGGACCAAAAUAAAAGAGGGAAAAGUGGUUCGGCUGAGAAAGCUAGCUCAACAGAUAGCUAACUGCAAACAGUUUGUGGAGAGAUCGUCCUCCCUCAUCGCUCAAGCGGAUCAGGCUCUGAAAGAGACCGAUCAUGCUCGAUUCCUACAGACUGCAAAGAGCAUCUCAGAGAGAGUCUCAAUGGCAACAGCGUCCUCACAGGUCCUGAUUCCGGAGAUCAACCUGAAUGACGCGUUUGACGCAUUCGCACUGGACUUUUCCAGAGAGAAGAAGAUGCUGGAAGGUCUGGAUUAUCUCACAGCUCCGAAUGCUCCCACCAUCCGCGAGGAGCUUUGCACGGCAUCUCACGACACCAUCACAGUCCACUGGACAUCAGAGGAUGAAUUCAGCGUGGUUUCAUAUGAACUCCAGUAUACCAUCUCCACCGGCCAGGCUAAUGUUGUCAGUCUGUGUAACUCGAUGGACAGCUGGAUGAUCGUGCCCAACAUUAAGCAGAACCACUACACCGUUCACGGCCUGCAGAGCGGAACCAGGUACAUCUUCAUCGUGAAGGCCAUGAAUCAGGCCGGGAGCCGCAGCAGUCCGCCGGGAAAACUCAAGACAAACAGUCAGCCGUUUAAGCUUGACCCCAAGUCGGCCCACAGGAAGUUAAAGGUCUCGCAUGACAAUCUGACGGUGGAGCGGGACGAAGCCUCGUCCAUGAAGAGCCACGCUCAGGACCGCUUCGGCGGCACGGGGAACUACGGCGUCACGGGGAACGUGUACAUCGACAGCGGGCGGCACUACUGGGAGGUUCUGAUUGGAGGGAGCACAUGGUUUGCCAUUGGCAUCGCAUAUAAAUCUGCUCCCAAACACGGCUGGGUCGGUAAGGACUCGGCGUCGUGGGUCUUGAGCCGCUGCAACACCUCGUGGGCCGUGCGUCACAACAGUAAAGAGUUUCCCAUCGAACCGUCCCCUCACAUGCGGCGUCUGGGCGUCCUGCUGGACUACGACUCCGGCUCUCUGGCGUUCUACGACGCCGCGGGAACACAGCACCUCUACACCUUCGACAUCGCCUUCUCACAGCCCAUCUGCCCCGUCUUCAGCGUGUGGAACAAGUGCUUGACCGUCCUGACGGGGCUGCCCAUUCCUGACCACUUAGAGAUCAGUGACCCGCACGACUGAAGCCGUUACACCUGCUGUUAACAUGCAUCUCAGAUGAAGGGUUGUGUACCAGAACCGACUCAAAAACACACAUGCCACUCUCAUACCUAAAACACACAUUUUCAGUACACACAUUUCAGUCAAUUUAUGCAAUAUGUCGAACCUUUAAACCACCGGAGAAAAAUCAAUCUGCGGAAAGAGUUUACAAGGAGCCCAAUUCUGCUGGAAAACCACAAACUUGGCAGAUUUAAAGGGAUAUUUCACAUCAAAAUGAAAGUUGUGAUGAUUUCCUCACUCUUGUCGUUCCAAACCCGUAAGACUUUCCUUCAUCUUUGAAACACAAAUGAAGAUUUUUUUAAUGAAAUCUGAGAAACAUUCAUAAAGAGCUGGUAAAAUUUACCGCUCUAAACAUAUGGAUUUAUUUUACCGUCUCUUUAUGAAUGUUUGCAAGCGAGUUUUGUUUGAACAGACUUUCAAUGGAGGGACGGAAAUCUGUCAGAUUUCAUUAAAAUAUCUUCAUUUGUGUUUCGAAGAUGAAGGAAAGUGUUAUGGAGUAAAUGAUGGCAGAAUUAUCAUUUUUGGGUGAAUGUCCCUUCAAGGCAGGACACUACAGGCAAAUAUAUUGUUUUUUAUUUUCAUGCACUGCUCAAUAUCAAGAUUUUGGGCUGUUUUGGCUUUUUUUUUCCAGACUAGUGGAAAGAAAACAUCAAAAAUGCACUUUUAAGUGUUUAUUUUAUUGCACUUUAUCUGUUUGCAUCUGUAAGUUUUAAUUUGCGUCAAAUCUUCACUUCAUCAGCUUUACAUUCACAAACUUUACAGUUUCUUUCAUAUCUAUAUUCUGAAGCUUUGUUCAUGUAUCAUUCGCCUGAUUUAUAGAACAUUUCAUUCCUAAAAACAUGAUGAAAAUAAAUUUUUCUUCUGUCUGUUGACAGUAUUUUCUGGUUUCUGGAGUGAUGAAGAGAAUCCUCUCUGGAAAAACCUUUUAAUAUGUCAACAAAAUCAAACAGGAAUGAUGAAUCUGGCUUUAUACAAAGUUCAGAUUUCUGCUCUGGAAAUGUAUGCAAAUGAGUGCAUAUUUAAUUAGAUAAUGCCUCAUUUGCAUAUUUACAUUUCAGAAAAUGUUUGCAGUUCUUAAUAUAAUCAAUCAUCUGAGCGAUUCCGAUGAUAUAUUUUACUGAACGUGAUAAUUUGAGAUGGAUGUUAAUACGGGGUAAACCAGGCUCCUGCAGAACUGGACCAGAAUCUCUGUUUGCCUGUAAGAAAAUCCCACAACACUGUUCCCGGGUUCACCUAAUAAUAAUCGCUUGACCUACAUUCCAUAAUUAAGCACCUUGAAUCGUAAUAGUUGUCAUCCGAGCAGAAUUAUUUAUGACUCUUCUGUCUCCUGCACCUCGAGUCACUUUAUUUACUCAUUCUUUAGGGUUUUAGCGUCUGUGUAAGAUUGUGUGCGAACACCAAAUUCAUGAGAUGGAAUCAGCGCUGACACUCACAUGAUUUACUGUUGUGAUCCUGCUCCCGUGUGACUGACUGGUGCUCUUCUCGGCUGUGUUCGGAAUGGAAUACUAGCUUACUGCGUACUCAAUACUGUGAGCUAAACUCUGUUAGCUGGGAAAUAAAGUUAUUUUACAGUUUAUUUCUUAUAACAAUUGGAUUAUGUAAUUAUAGGGGUUAUAUGUAGAAUUCAGAAAGCCUUGUUUUUAGCAACACCGGUGGCUGUUAAGUGAACUGCAGCAGCAAAUUACUGCUCAUGCACACGUGACUUUCAAGAGACUGAACGUGAUUCAAGGCCUGAUAUACUCACAGCAAAGGGCUUUAUAGAAGCUGGUUUUCGCCACUGAAUAAAAAAUAUGAUAUAAA